This is a messenger RNA of Oncorhynchus kisutch (coho salmon), 4173 nucleotides long. RefSeq names its product extracellular matrix protein 2, female organ and adipocyte specific (gene ecm2). Lineage: Eukaryota; Metazoa; Chordata; Actinopteri; Salmoniformes; Salmonidae. Gene Ontology annotation, molecular function: heparin binding; collagen V binding; protein binding. Gene Ontology annotation, biological process: extracellular matrix organization; positive regulation of cell-substrate adhesion. The record is from RefSeq and is a predicted model, not a curated record. Bases 188 to 2800 code for a protein of 870 amino acids. The transcript has 11 exons. Gene Ontology annotation, cellular component: extracellular matrix.
UUCUCUGAGCGGAGCAUAACAAGGCUUGUCUCCCUCUCUGUCUGUUUAAAACAUUUAUCUCCUCGGCAGCUCAGAGCCUGCAGAGGGAGAGUACACUGUCCUACAGCUGGUCUGGGAGAGGGAGGAAAUAACUUGGCAUUGCAACAGACAGACAGACAUCCUGCAACACGUUGACUCCUGUUCUGCUAUGGAGCGCUGGGUUCUCCUCUCUCUGUCUCUCCUGGUCUACCUGUAUCUGGAGGUGGCUGGAGCUGGGGCCCAGGACCAGAGAGGGCUGGCUGGCCAGGGCAACGGGAGGAGGAGAGGGCCAGGGGGCGCAGAGCACAACCAGCCCCAGGGAGUAGGACUAGGACGGGGAAAGAGGAGGAAGGCAGGAGGGCCCGGGAAAGGGAGAGCCAGGGGGAACAGGGACAAUCAGAGAUCAAAACCCCCCCUGGGUCUGACGAGGCUGGGGAGUCUUCCACCCAACGCAGGAGGAGACAGAGGGACGAGGCUGGGGAGUCUUCCACACAACGCAGGAGGAGACAGAGGGACGAGGCUGGGGAGUCUUCCACACAACGCAGGAGGAGACAGAGGGACGAGGCUGGGGAGUCUUCCACACAACGCAGGAGGAGACAGAGGGACGAGGCUGGGGAGUCUUCCACACAACGCAGGAGGAGACGGAGGGACGAGGCUGGGGAGUCUUCCACACAACGCAGGAGGAGACGGAGGGACGAGGCUGGGGAGUCUUCCACACAACGCAGGAGGAGACAGAGGGUCUAUUUUCAUUGAGUCGUACAAGAGUGUUGACGAGAGAAAGUCUAACUACAAUGUAAUCCCAGGUAAAAGGGGCCAGUGUGUGUACCAGGGCAUCACCAUGUUUGAGAAAGCUGUCUGGUCCCCCAAGCAGUGUGUUACCUGUCUGUGUAGUGGAGGGGAGGUGGUCUGUGACGAGAUCCUUUGUCCCCAGCUACGAUGUCACUACCCCUACACUCCCACUGGGGAGUGCUGUCCUGUCUGCAUGGAUACAGUUCCCAACGACCCCAGCGACCAUGUGAACCCUGACCUUGACCCCGCCGUGCCCCGCUCCCAGGCCGAGAUCGAACUCCUCUUGAAGAGAGAGGAGGAAGAGCACAGGGAGGAGGAGGCACGUCUUCUCAAGAAGGACGCCGAGAAAAAGAGGAGGAAGAAACAGAAGAAGGAGGAGGCUGAGAGACAGAGGAGUCUGCAGGAGGAGAGGAGUCUGCAAGAGGAGAGGAGUCUGCAGGAGGAGAGGAGUCUGCAGGAGGAGAGGAGUCUGCAGGAGGAGAGGAGGCGCGAGGAAGAGCGGCUGCAGAUGGAGAAGGAGGCAGAGAAGGCAGAGAAGAGGCAGGAGGAAGCAGAGGCGGCCAUGAAGGAGCAGGAAAGGAAGCUGGAGGAGGAGAGGAGGAGACACGAGGAGGACCUGAAGGAGAACCUCAGGGAGCUAGAGGAGGAAGAAGAAGAGGAGAGGGAGCAGGAGGAGGAAGACAUGGAGUGGCUAUUGAGAGGAGAUGUUUUCCAGAUCUUUCCAGAGGAGCCGACCGAAGAGGACCUCCUUACACCUCCCCUAGCCGAGCCCACUGAGAAACAAGAGGAGGAUGGAGGAGAGGAGUGGGGAGUGGUGGCACACAGACCUGGGAACACCCUCCCGUUAGGUUGUGAUAUCUCUGAUGUCAUCGUGACGUGUGAGAACGCUCAGCUGACCAACUUCCCUCCCCUGAACAUCCCUGAACUCAAGUCUCUGAGCCUGGAGGGUAACGACAUCACAACCAUCCCAGUGGGGGCGUUUAAUGGUAUCCCCAACCUGGAGUGGAUUAACCUGAGCAAGAACAAGUUGGUGACUUCUGGCAUUGCCCCACGUGCCUUCAAAGGCCUGAAGUUCCUGAGCCGUCUGUUCCUGGACAACAACCUCCUCGAGACGGUUCCAACAGAUCUCCCAUCAACACUACAGGAACUCAAGAUCAACGAGAACCACCUCAAAGGCAUCGAGGAGAACAGCUUCCAAGGUCUGAGUAGCCUGUUGAUCUUGGAGUUGGAGGGAAAUGUCCUGAACGAAGGGACCGUGGAUCAUCAAGCUUUCAGUCCCCUCUCUCAGCUCUCUUACCUCCGUCUGGGCAGAAACCACUUCAGGACCGUCCCCCAGGGCCUGCCUCCAUCUCUACUGGAGGUUUAUCUAGAGAACAACCUGAUAGAAGAGAUAUCCGACUGCGUCUUCAACCAAUCCACUAACCUGAACGUGAUCUCACUGAGACACAACAGACUGGAGGAGUCCAGGAUAGCACCUCUAGCAUGGAUCAACCACAAGAACCUGGAGUCCAUAGACCUGUCCUACAACCGUCUGUACCUGGUCCCAUCCUACCUGCCCAGAGCUCUGGUCCACCUGGUCUUGGUAGGGAACCAGAUUGAGAGGAUACCAGGGUUUGUGUUCGCCCACAUGGUGCCGGGGAUAGAGUACCUGUACCUGUCCCACAACAAGCUGGAUGGGGAGGGAGUGGAGCCACAGUCCUUCUUCGGUGCUCACACCUCUAUGACAGAGCUGUGUUUAGACCACAACCAGUUGAUAACGGUUCCCCCUGGUAUCAACCAGAUGAGCACUCUGCACUUCCUCCACCUCAAUAACAACAGAAUCAGGACCUUUGCUGAGGAUGCCAUCUGUGACCCUGAGAACAACGAGGACUCCCACAUUGUGAUGCUGCGUCUGGAGAACAACCUCAUCGACCCCAGAAAGAUCUCCCCCAUUGCCUUCUCCUGCGUACGCUCUUACUCUAGCGUCGUCUUGAAACCUCAGUGGACCAAGUAACAGGAUUUGUGUGGCAGAAUUGCCAAAACAGAUCCCCUUCUUCCUAGGCACCCCUGUAGAUCUGAAAGGCUGGGAUAGGUGGAAACAAUAUGGCGACAUUUUCACACAGCCAAUCACAAGGCAAGAGGAAGCAAUUAUCCUUAUCCUCUCAGAUCAACAGAGCCUGGAAUUCAGCCGCUGUUAUUUUAGCAAAAAAAAUCCAAAACCAAAGAAAUUGUCAGUGAAAUCACCAAAAACUCCAAACUGUAUCUCAUUGUUAGAGUCAUGCAACACAAUUCAUAUCAACGACUAUAGGAGAGAGAGAGAGCGAGAGAGAGAGAGCGAGAGAGAGACAGAGACAGAGACAGAGACAGAGAGAGAGAGAGAGAGACAGAGACAGAGACAGAGAGAGACAGAGACAGAGAGAGAGAGAGAGACAGAGACAGAGACAGAGAGACACUGUUAGGAAAAUACACCUUCCACUCCUGGUUUUCCAUCUUCUCCGACCCCAUGGAUGGAAACAUUCUUGGGAAGUGAGGCACAGCUUCUUGGACUUGUUCCUAAAACCCUUAAUUUAAAAGAUUGAAGUGUUUGAAAAAGACCUCCUAGCAGAGUUAACCUCAGCAUGAUCUGGUCUGCAUCCCAAAUUGCAAGCUAUUCCCAUAUAUAUAUAUAGUGCACUACUUUUGGCCAGGACCGGUAGGGAAUAGGGUGCCAUUUGGAAUGUAGAUCUAGUGAUCGAGGGGUACAGAUGAGGAUGUAACAUGUCUAGAGAUGCCCUUUCAGUCCUAUUCUGUGAUAAAAAAAUUUGGUCCCCAGUUUGAGACGUUGCUUCAGAUUACGUUCGCUUGACGUUCCCGACAGAGAGAAUAUAGAUGGAUCAACUAAACAACACGCGUCCUCAAGUAAGCACAGAAAUAUAAAUAGAACCAUCUUUACCAGUCAAAUUGCCAGGGUUAGAGGUUCCAAGCCCAUUCUAUAGAUUCUAUUUCUAUGUCAAGCAGCGGGUCAGGAUCUACAAUAAGGAGAUAUACCUCUGAUGUAUAUAGGGAUAUGUAUAUUGGGAUAAUAAUAAUAAUCAGUAUGUUUUAUAUAUGAUAUUGCUUUGCCCUCAACUGACUUAUUUCACAAAUCAUUCUAUAAAGAAACUAUACUGUAAAAUGGAAACUUUUACCAUAGUUUUCAGUGUUUGAAAUCUGUCUGCAACACCACGUGUACAUGGCUGGCUAAGAUGUAAAAGUGGGGAUUGUGAAUUUAUAAAAAGCUACAUUUGAGAAUUGCAAUUAUCGACAAGUUCAUACAAAGUGCAAGUACAUUUUUUUUGUUCAUACCUGUACAAACACACGAUGUCAGAAUGACUCAAAUAAAGCUUUACUUAGUUACGAUUCAAAUAA